Diaporthe amygdali is the source of this 1713-nucleotide messenger RNA. RefSeq lists its product as uncharacterized. Gene Ontology annotation, biological process: transmembrane transport. The record is from RefSeq and is a predicted model, not a curated record. The transcript is spliced from 6 exons. NCBI's taxonomy places the organism in Eukaryota, Fungi, Ascomycota, Sordariomycetes, Diaporthales, Diaporthaceae. The coding region runs from base 1 to 1713 and encodes 570 amino acids. Gene Ontology annotation, molecular function: transmembrane transporter activity.
AUGGGCGUGCUUGAAAGGAUCAAGGUCCAGCUUCAGCCGUCGGCAGAGCAGAGCAGCUCGACUACAGUGGAUGAUGAAGAGAAGAGCCCUGAGAUGAUACAAGACGGGGAUGAAAAGGAGAAGUCGGCCAACGUAUCAGCAACUGACCAGUCGGGAGUUGCGACUAUCGAGGCAGCUCAGGCAAUAUGGGGCAAAAGAGGGCGGUAUCUCAUCAUUGCCGGUCUGGCUCUCAUAAUGAUCAUAUAUGAAAUCGACAACACGACGGUCUACAUUUACCUCAACUAUGCAACCUCCUCGUUCAACGCUUUGUCCGUCAUCGGAUCUCUCGGAACAGCUAAAGUUGUGAUCUUCGCCGCCGUGAAGCCGCCCUUAGCCAAAAUUUCCAAUGUCAUUGGGCGAGGCCAGACAUACCUGAUCACCAUAACGUUCUACGUCCUUGCAUAUAUCCUCAUGGCCUCAGCCUCAUCUCUAAGCGUAUACGUUGUCGGGUCUGUCUUCUACACAAUCGGUCAAAGCGGUACCAACAUCCUCAACGACAUCAUCAUCUCGGAUAUUACCACAGCCCGCUGGCGCGCUUUCGCCAUAGCUGUGUCCUUCACCCCCUUUCUCAUCACUCCAUGGUGCGCGGCCUUCAUAGUCGAUAGUGUCGUGUCAGAUGGCGGUAUAGGCUGGCGAUGGGGAGUCGGAAUGCUGGCUAUACUGAUGCCAUUCUGCGCGAGCUUCAUCAUCACCACCCUGCUCUACUACCAGGGCCGCUCGAAGAAGAUGGGUCUGGCUCCGAAGACAAAGCUGACCGUGUACGACUUCUGCUCCCAGAUCGACUUGGGCGGCAAUCUGCUCUUCACCGCUGGUCUGGUCCUCCUCCUGCUCCCUAUGGCGCUCUCCGGCCUGACUCCCAGCAACUGGAGCACGCCAUGGGUGAUCGCUCUCAUUGUCCUGGGAGGCGUGUUGUUAAUAACUCUGCCCUUCUACGAACACUACAUGUCCCGGUAUCCGAUCAUGCCACCAUCUUAUUUCAAGAACAUCACGAUCGUCUUAUGUCUGCUGCUGAACGGAUUCGAUUCACUGUCCUUCUCCUCUACCCAUGCAUAUCUUUAUCCAUGGGGACGCGUGGCGCAUGGUUUCAAUGCGAGAAACAACACAUUUUUCACGUACACCAAUGGAAUCGUCCAGUGUCUUAUGGGUAUACUUGUCGGUCUUGUCGUGGCUAAGACCAGGCGCUAUAAAUGGAUCGCUGUUGCAGGUGCUUGUAUUAGGACCGUCGGGUACGGGGUAAUGUUGAGGCUCCGAGGUAGUCACAACUCUACUGGCGAGCUGUUCGCUGUUCAGGUCAUCCAGGGGAUCGGAAGUAUAUCGGUGCCGCAUGCGCAGAUGCCACAGAUAACAGCCCUAGUUAUCAGCGCCUCCUUCGUGGGAAGCAGUGUAGGUAGCUGCAUCGCCGGUGGUAUCUACACGAACGCCUUCCGGCCUGCGUUGUGGAACCACUUAGGUGAUAGCGCCACGCCGGAAAUGGUGAACUCGCUGUUCAACUCCAUCACUGGAACGCUGCCUGCUUGGGGAUCAUCCGAAAGAGACGCUAUUAACGCGGCGUACUCGGAUGUCCUCCGUUAUAUGACCUAUGCUGCUCUUGGAGCCUCUAUUCCUGGUCCUAUCAUGGCGUUUUUCUUGCCAAACUUUCGUCUCCCUGAUCGCAACAACCUUGUGGAGGACUAA